Molecule: messenger RNA, 976 nt
Organism: Pseudoliparis swirei
Lineage: Eukaryota; Metazoa; Chordata; Actinopteri; Perciformes; Liparidae
Gene: polr2f
Product: RNA polymerase II, I and III subunit F
Exons: 5
Coding region: 115-498 (127 amino acids)
Biological process (GO): DNA-templated transcription
Cellular component (GO): RNA polymerase I complex; RNA polymerase III complex; RNA polymerase II, core complex
Molecular function (GO): DNA binding; DNA-directed RNA polymerase activity
Source: RefSeq, a predicted model, not a curated record
ACCGGAAGUUAAACGUUCUCGACGUUCAUGUGGCUCCACGUUGACAACAAAGUGUCUCUAAACUGUUGUUAUUAUCCGUGAUUCAGAGAAUAUUUACAAGCUUCAACAUUAAACAUGUCGGACAACGAAGACAAUUUCGACGACGGAGAUUUUGAUGAAGGCGACGAAGAUGAGGGAUUAGAGGACCUGGAAAACGCCGGAGAUGAGGACCGGGAGAACGUGCAGAUCCUGCCCGCAGGACAGGGGCCGCAAGCCAACCUGAAGAGGAUCACAACAGCGUACAUGACCAAGUAUGAGAGAGCCCGAGUGCUCGGGACACGAGCUCUCCAGAUCGCGAUGUGCGCUCCAGUCAUGGUGGAGCUGGAGGGAGAAACGGACCCCUUGCAAAUAGCUAUGAAAGAGCUCAAGGGCAGAAAGAUCCCGAUCAUCAUCCGCAGAUACCUUCCCGAUGGGAGUUAUGAGGACUGGGGCUGUGACGAGCUCAUCAUAACUGAUUAAACCACUCAUCCGGUCUGAAUGAGUUAAUUUAAUAUAUGCUGGUUCACUCCCACCAUCAUAUCAGGCCAGUCAGCCACACACACCCGGAAGAUUCCUCAGGCCGAUCCCAGCACCGCCCACCUGUACAUGCCUCAAUUUGAUCCGCACACACCCAUUGCAUCAGGUGACUGAGUCUGUGAAAUAUGAACAUAUGAAGUGUGCUCAUUAGACACUUGAAGAAUAAUUCAAAUCAAAACACUUGCAUGGUUAUGAUCUUGUGGUCUGACUGGUAACAUUUUUAGUUUCAUAGUGUUGUGUAAAAAAUCCAGAGUUCUUAUUUACUAGUUGUGUUAUACCGAAGAGCCACAAGGGGCUGACAUUUACUUUGUUUUACCAAAUAUACCCUUGUGGUAAUUUGUCCAUGUUUUGUUCUGAAGAAGAGAGGUGUUUAGUGUAAAAUAACUUUUAUUGUUAUUAAUAAAAACGUUUGUUUAAAUGA